Messenger RNA from Bolinopsis microptera, 1616 nucleotides. RefSeq lists its product as uncharacterized. Bases 21 to 1616 code for a protein of 531 amino acids. Lineage: Eukaryota; Metazoa; Ctenophora; Tentaculata; Lobata; Bolinopsidae. The transcript is spliced from 5 exons. The record is from RefSeq and is a predicted model, not a curated record.
AACAUAAUGUCCUGAGUGUGAUGGGGUGGAGGACUCUAAAAGCUGGCUUUUUAGUGGUAACGGAUGCAGAAGAGAGUGAAAAGGUUCAGUCGGGUAAGUUGGUGGUACAGUGGGUGUCUCUCUUGUACGACUUCAACACUAAGAUGAUGAAGCUGGAGGUCAGAGAAUGCAGGACUCUUCAACUUCCUCAGAUGUCCCUGGUUCUGAAAGCCAAUCUCGUGAAUAUCACCUUCGCUAGUCACGAUCCUAAUUUUUUGGUUUGCGUGGAGAGUAAGCGUGUGGGAAAUCUAACUCUCAGUUUUAGUACAGAUACCUUUCUAUCAGAAGUGUUGGAAUGGCAAACACUUUUUAAGAGUGCAAUUAGUCCAAAUGUGACGUACGCUGUUACGAUGAUACAAGAUAAAACAGAGCUACCUGCUAUACUGUGUGUCAGUGAGAGGAGUGUUGAGUUGUCUGUAGCAGAGCGCACUACUCCGCAUACAAUCAUGGAGAAGAAGGGAUCUAGUGGUAUCUCUAGUGGAGAUACUCUGCUGACUACACAUUCUACUGUUAUCUCUACUAAUGUUGAUUUGAUAAAACUGACGGUUGAAGAUACCCUGAUGUUGACGCUCAACCAGCAGACAGUUAUUCUUCGUACGAACCGCUUGGUAGAGCUCUACCAGCACCUCAUGUCCUACUUUACUGACCGUGACUACGUGAACACCAGGACACACUCUCGGAGCAAGGUUCUUGAAGAGGACGAAGCUAAUCUUCACAUUCCUUAUUCAACCCACUCUACAAGCCCUAGAAAUACCUCUCCUUCUAGCAGGAGGGAGACACCUCAUCCCAUUUCCUCUCCGUCAAUACAACACACACACACAACAACAAUACCAUCUCCUAAUCUGCCCUCAUUUGACUCAGCACCUCUGUCUUUAACCAAACUUCCUAAACUUGCCCCCCUUGCUAAGAUAUUAAGGGGACCUCUUUCUAAACCGGAACCACCGCCUAAACCAAAAAAUGCAAAAGAAAUUCUGUCACAAUUUGAAUUUGGAAGCACAAGUUCUUCUCAUAAUUCUGGUGAACCGAUUUACAAAUCAGUUCGUAAGCCUAAAUCAACCAUUUCUGCAUCUUCCAUAGGUAUCCGUGGUUUAUCCGAAUCCUCUGAGAAACCUGAAGACAUUCCAGCUCUCCCUAGCACACCACCUGAGUAUGCAAAUCACAUUCCAGCUCUCCCCGGUACACCACCUGAGUAUGCAUAUCAUUUGCUAAAAGAAGCAACAUCUCCCCGACUAUCAGGAAUAAGCACUGAUGUUGACUACGUUAAUACCAGGAUUACCAAACACAAGUACAAGUCUGAUUUGAGAUCACCUGUUGCAGAGGAAGAUAUGUAUUCCUACACCCCUGAUGAUAAUGAUAUGUAUUCCUACACCCCUGAAGAUAAUGAUACGUAUGAGAGUCUAUACUCGUUAAGAAGUUACCCCCUCGCUAAGCUGCCCCCACCAACAGAAACCUGGCUCUAUCAGCCCACUUCUACUCUGGAUAUCAACAAACAGCAACGUGUACAGAGCAAAAUGUUGUUUAAUAAGAUUCAGCUGUUUGACAAGAACAUUUUACGUAAGGUCAACUCAAAAACUUAA